Messenger RNA from Colletotrichum navitas, 868 nucleotides. RefSeq lists its product as uncharacterized. The transcript has a single exon. NCBI's taxonomy places the organism in Eukaryota, Fungi, Ascomycota, Sordariomycetes, Glomerellales, Glomerellaceae. The record is from RefSeq and is a predicted model, not a curated record. Bases 194 to 697 code for a protein of 167 amino acids.
UGCCUGGCCUCGACUGAUGGGCAUCAGAAACUCCAGCGAAGGCCGUCGUAGGGUCUUCGAAGACCAACAGGCGAGGGAUCCCGGCAGCCCUCGUCGGAUGGAAGCUGGGCCUAGGCCAAUCAAAUGAGGGUUGAUUGUACAGCCAUUUUUGUUCUACGUACUCCGUAGACUUCCUUGGGUUCCUGGCUUCGCAAUGGUGUGUGUUUGUUGCACAUGGAUGCCUCGACGGCCUGCCCGUCGUCGAGGGUUGCUCGGCCUGGCCAGCAGCCGCUCUUUCCUCCGCCCGUGCAAUUGGCGCGAGCUUAUUUGCUUCAAUCCAAUUUAUGCCUUUGUCCGCCCAUCCCCAUACUGCUCGGCAGGCAAGAUCAGACUCUGUCUGGCUGCUAAACCUUCUGUCACCGGGAGGCAGCGGUAUAGACCCCCGAGCUGCAGAACCCGUAUCCAGCGCCAAACACGCCACGCCACCGCCCACCUCCGACUUGCAACCCGGCGCUCUGUUGUUACGUAUUGCCCUAUCUCAUUCGACCGCUACGUAUGUGCCAUUACAGAGACAACCUGCUUCGUAGGAUUGCGCCUCCGUGCCGCUCGCCACGGCGUGUAUUAUCACUCACUCCGUUGGCACAUAUACCCCCACAUGACGUUUAUCCUCUCCAACUAUCCAAUCCUAGCUGGGCAUCCGGAAACAGCAACAGGGUAAUAUCGCCAAGGGUGCUCCCGAUAUGACGAAAGGACUGGCCAAAUAAUGGCGGCAUCACUCACUAAUACCUUCAGUCUGGUACCUCGCCUCAGAGCCAAAGAUCAGCACCGACCAACCCGGCUGGCAAAACGUCAUGUUCCCCUCACGUCCUCUCCACAUCCUUGGAGCAUU